AUGGUCAAGCUACAAGUCAUCACUUCUGCUCUGAGCCUUGCCUCCUUGGCAUUUGCAGCAGCACUGCCUGCUCCUAAUGUCCCUACUUGCAAGAAGCCUGCAAAGCGGCUCGAAUGGAGACAGAUGUCCAACAGCGAAAAACGCAGCUACCUCAACGCCGUCCUCUGCCUACAAAAGAUCCCCUCAAUCACCAGCUUCCAGUAUGCUAAAAACCGCUACGACGACUUCCAAGCCAUCCACAACGACCAGGGCGACUACAUCCACUGGGUCGGCUUCUUCCUCCCCUGGCACCGCUACUUUGUCUGGGCCUACGAGCAAACCCUCCGCAACGAAUGUGGCUACAAAGGUGCCCAGCCCUACUGGGACUACACGCUCGACGCCGACCCGCAGAACCUAAACUCGACCCGCAUCUACGAAACCGAAAUUUUCUCCCCAACACUCGGCUUUGGCGGCAACGGCCCUAGAGUCGUGCCCACACCCGAGCAAAACCCGCUCGGCGUCAACAGCACCGGCGGCGGCUGCAUCCAAGACGGCCCCUUUGUCCCCGCGAACUUCAUGCUCAACUUCCCGGGCCCCGAACCACAGUGUCUCCGCCGCGACUUCAGCCCCAACCUGCUCAACCGCGGCGCAGACCCAAAGGUCGCCGAGGACAUCCUCUCCAAGCAAACCUACAUCGCAUUCGACCGCGCGCUCCAGGGUGCAAAGAACUUCAUCAACCCCAACAUCCACGCCGCAGGCCACUUUGGCGUCGGCGGCGUCUUUGGACAGGCCGGUGACGUGAAGAAUUCGCCUGGGGAGCCCUUGUUCUGGCUGCACCACGCCUCGAUUGAUCGGCUCUGGUGGCUCUGGCAGCAAGGAGAUCUUGCGACGAGGAAUCUUGAAGUCGGCGGCAAUCUGGUGCCCGAAGUUUACGACGAUGAGACAGAGGUUACGCCCGAGUUUGAGAUCAAUUUGGGGGCUGUUGCGGGGUCCGUCAAGUUGGCGAAGCUGCUGAAUACGAAGGGAGACCUGUUUUGUUAUAAUUAUUAG
Messenger RNA from Bipolaris maydis ATCC 48331, 1029 nucleotides. RefSeq lists its product as uncharacterized. Lineage: Eukaryota; Fungi; Ascomycota; Dothideomycetes; Pleosporales; Pleosporaceae. The record is from RefSeq and is a predicted model, not a curated record. Gene Ontology annotation, molecular function: oxidoreductase activity.